Molecule: messenger RNA, 3271 nt
Organism: Octopus bimaculoides (California two-spot octopus)
Lineage: Eukaryota; Metazoa; Mollusca; Cephalopoda; Octopoda; Octopodidae
Product: ATP-dependent RNA helicase DDX54
Cellular component (GO): nucleus; cytosol
Molecular function (GO): RNA helicase activity; ATP binding; RNA binding
Source: RefSeq, a predicted model, not a curated record
UUGAAGAUGACACACAAAUGUGAAUUAAUUCUUAUCUACAUUCCAACAAUAAAGAUUUAUAUUUUUGUUAGAAACCAUCUCCCUCCUAACUGGAAGACUCCAAAUAAUUAAAAAUAGAAGAAUAUAGAUACAUACAUGAACAUUGAAGAGAAGAUAUAUACAUUCAUUCUUAUACGUACAUGCACAUACAUACGUGCUGUCAGACAGAUAGAAAUUAUUGAAAAGUUAUUCGUUUGUAGAAUUAAUUCAUCAUAUUUUGAUGAAUUAAUUCUGGCUAAAGUUGGUAUCGUGACAAGGUGGCUUUAACGCUAUAAUCAAACCCCUCCAUUACUCAUAUAGCUCACUUUAUUCCAAGAGAUAUCUUGAGACAGAAUAUUGCCCCAGAUGUUUUUCUCUACAAUAUCUAGGUCGAAGAUUCUUUAUUCUGAGCUCAAUACCAGAACUGGGGGUAACUUUACAUUACCUCGUGCAGAACCAAGUAAAAUAGCAAUUGCUUUUGACUAGGUACAACAUCUCUUGAGGUGAAAUAUGGUUAUGACGUACAAUACUUUUUACCAAAACAUGAGCAUUGAAGGAGAAUUAAAAUAAUUACACGCCUGCAAACUACAGUCACCAAUGAAAUGUGUUUCUCACGGAAAUAAUUUAACAACGGAAUAUAAUCUGGUAGUGACACCGUUUCCGGUUAGCACACGUGUUUUGUCAGUAUCAAUUUUGAUUUCCCAUCAUGGGGCGAAAACUUAAAAAGAAACAUGUUAAAGAAGAAGAAAAAGAUUCGAAACCAGUAAUUGAUGUUGAAGACAUGUAUGAUGGUGAAGAACUCACCAUGGAGGAGGAAAGUUCUGAAGCACGGAAAUUAAUUCAGGAACAAAACCGCAAAAAGAAGAAAUCUGGUGGUUUCCAAAGCAUGGGUCUGUCCCAGCCUGUCUUCAAAGGGAUCUUACACAAAGGAUACAAAAUCCCAACACCAAUACAGAGAAAAACCAUUCCUCUUUUGCUUGCUGGUAAAGACAUAGUAGCAAUGGCCCGUACUGGAAGCGGCAAGACAGCAGCCUUUCUGAUACCCAUGUUUGAAAAGCUGAAGACACACUCGGCCAAGGCUGGUGCCCGAGCCCUUAUCAUGUCACCGACCAGGGAACUUGCUAUGCAGACUUUGCGCUUUACAAAAGAGCUGGGCAAACACAUUGGUUUGAGCGCUGCAGUCAUUCUUGGUGGUGAUCGGAUGGAAGAUCAGUUCUCUGCCAUGCAUUCGUUACCUGACAUAAUCAUUGCAACUCCUGGCCGAUUCCUCCACGUAGUCAUGGAAAUGAAGCUGAAGCUGUCAUCCCUACAAUAUGUUGUCUUUGACGAAGCCGACAGGCUGUUUGAAAUGGGAUUCAAAGAACAGUUAGAUGAGAUUCUCCGACGUCUCCCAGAAUCUAGACAAACCCUCUUAUUCUCAGCCACACUGCCAAAGCAAAUGGUCGAAUUUGCUAAGGCCGGUCUAAAUAACCCGACUCUAGUUCGGUUAGAUGUUGACAAUAAACUGAGUGACCAGCUGAAGACCGCUUACUUCUAUUGCCGUUCUGUUGAAAAACCGUCUCUGCUGUUGUAUCUUUUGAAAUCCGUUGUGAAACCUUUUGAACAAACUGUUGUGUUUGCUGCCACCAAACACCAUGUGGAACUACUGUCAAUGCUUUUGAACUCAGCCGACAUCAAGAAUACAUUCGUCUACAGUUCUCUUGAUGCUUCUGCUCGUAAAAUCAACAUUGCCAAAUUCCAGCACAAACGAGUCAACGUCCUAAUAGUUACCGAUUUGGCAGCAAGAGGUAUUGAUGUCCCUCUCUUGGACAACGUCAUUAAUUACAACUUCCCGGGCAAGCCAAAACUUUUCAUACACAGAGUGGGUCGAGUUGCACGUGCUGGUAGAAGUGGCACUGCCUAUUCUCUUGUGUGUUCCGAAGAAAUCCCUUACCUUAUAGAUCUCCAUAUAUUUCUUGGUCGACCGUUUCAGCAUGUUCCAGCUGAGGGAAAGAAGAAAGCAGAGGAGACAUCAGAUGAGGAUGGUUUAUUUGGCUCGGUACCAAGUUCCCUGAUCGAUGUCUGGCAGGACACGCUAUCACGGUGGCACACAGAAAACAUUGAUAUUCAAAAUAUGAUGCAAGUCUGUGAAAAAGCCUACAAGCAGUAUGUCAAGACACGACCACCACCGGCUGGAGAGUCUGUCAAGAGAAUGAAAGAACUUGAUAAUGGAGCACUCAAUAUUGGGGUCCAUCCUAUUUUCUGUGACCACAUAUCCAAAAAUGACCAGAAACGUGCAGAUUUUAUGAAUGCCUUACAUAAGUAUAAAACCAAUUUGACAGUGUUUGAAAUCUGUGCCAACAACAAAAGUACAAAACAGCUGGAGAUGAUGAAAGAGAAGAGAAGGCACCAUGAUCGUACAAUCAAGCAGACCAUCACCAAGAAGGAAGACAAGAUCGCCGAACAAGAGAUGAGGAAGGUGGAUGCUAAUCCAGAAAGUUCUGUAACAGUUGCUGAUGAUGCUGACGAUCAGGCUAACAUUGAGGAUGUUUUCAGCUCUGUAGUUGUGUCAAAACCAUCAAAGAAGGCUUUUGUAAAAAAGAUGAAGAAUGCAAAAUCUGCAAAAUCAGUGAAAGAUGAAGAGAACUAUGUCCAAUAUUGUCCAGCUGAUUAUAACAGUGAGAAGUCCCUUAACAUUGAAAACAACUUUCAUAAUGAGGCCACAGCAUGUGGGUUUGAGGUUACAGGAGACGAAGUGAAUCAGAUGCAGAAGAUGCAGUACAAAAUGAAAUGGGAUCGGAAAAAGAAGAAGUUUUUAUCAAAGAAUGCUGUCCUGAGCAAGGAACCAAAGAAAGUAAGGACUGAAAGUGGAGCCUUAAUUCCAGCAUCAUACAAAUCCAACUUUUAUGAACAGUGGAAGAAGCACAACAAGAUAGAAGAACAAGAAGAUGAUGAUGAUGGUGGUGAAAUCAUUCCAGUCAAAAUGGAAACGGAAUCUGCCGCUGCUGAAGAGAAACACAUAAGGGUGUUUGGUUUAAACAAAAGACGAAUGGGCAAACCUGAUGAAGACACUCCAAAUGCUUUAGGCAAUAAGAAACGGAGAUUCAAAAAUAAAGAGCGGAAGAAUGCUCAGCAGAUUCUGAAGAGUCGCCGAGUAAAGGCACAGAAACAGUCAUACCAGAAGUACCGGCAACAAGAGAAUUUGAAACGCAAGAAGAAAAACAAAAAAAAUUCAAAAUAGUAAAAAUUUAAUAAAAUAAAUAAAUACAUAAAA